UCGGUCUUUUUUGCUAUCUUGAACAUUUUAACACCAAAAAAACCUUUUUAAGGACCUGAUUUAGACCACGGUGUACAUAAAAUUUUAAUGUAUUCUUGAUAAUGGUUCCGAGAUAUUGCCAAUCAAUAUGCACAUAAAGCAGCCUUGUGGUUCUUAUUAAACCACAUAAUGGAUGAUUUCAGCGAAUGUUAGCGCAAUAAAUUGCAUUUUUUCUAUUUUGAGCGUCCAAGACCCAGACCGGUUUGGACGGGACGACUUUUUACACUUUUAACGUUUAGCGAUUUUUCAAUACAUGAUAUGAUUUAGCGAUUCAUUCAGCAAUGAGUUUCAAUGUCUAAGACCCCCAUCAAUAAUUAUCACCUUAUCGGCCGAUUUAAAUAUAAAAAGAUUAAAAAAUUAAUUGAUUGCCACUUUUAUCACUUUUCGCCACACUUUAAGACAAUGGUUGAACAAACUUCUCUUUGCAACAUUCUCAUCCAGAGAUAAGUUAGAUGUAAGUGUGUCGUUUAAGGGAAUUUUGCAAAGUCAUAUGCAGAUAACUGGGUGGACGAGAGGCGAAUUUCCUAAAAAAUGGCACUGUUUAUGCUUAAAAUAGACAAAUUUAUAGAUAAGCUAGGCACUCAGACAUCAAUAAAAAUGCUGAUGCAACUUUUGGGGAAUUGAAUAAGAACAUUUUCCACUCGCAACUAGUCGAAGACUAGCGUUUUUGCUUGCCCAGCAGUGUACGUUAAGCACCUUUUCAUUCGAUGAAUUAAACUAAUUCAAAUUUAAUCUGCUCUCUUGCCACUAAUUAAUCCAAAAUCGUCCAUUAGAGUAUAAAUCGAGAGAUUCUCUCGGUUCGGGUUCAGUCUUUAAAAGGCGGCGCCCAAGACCAGUCACAACAUAUUCCACAAAACUCGAACAGAAGGAAAAAUGCCCAGUUUAGAGCAAGAAGUUAUCUUCAAGAAGGCCACGUUCGGGAUGGGAUGUUUCUGGGCGAAUGACGCCCUUUUUGGGGCCCAACCGGGCGUUUUGCGCACCAGAGUUGGCUAUGCAGGCGGCACCACUGGAAAUCCGGUUUACAAAAAUAUUAGCGGAAGCGAAUCAGAGGGUGGUUCCUCACACGCGGACUCUGUACCGAGUACCAGCGGUUCGAAUCCCAGGGGAGACCACACUGAAGUGAUUGAAAUUGAUUUCGAUCCCAACAUUAUCAGCUACCGCGAUUUGCUGAAACUCUUCUGGGACAAUCACGAGUACGGACUCACCACUGUGAUUAAAAGACAGUACAUGUCUUUGAUUCUCUACCACGAAGAGGAACAGAAGCGGAUCGCCGAACUGGACAUUGAGGUCGAAGCAGGAAAGAGGAAUGAGAAGUUGAUUACUGAAAUCGCACCAGCCGGGCCGUUUUAUCCAGCCGAAGACUACCAUCAGAAGUACCGUUUGCAGAAGCACAAAUGGAUCAUGGAGGAGCUGAACAUUUCCCCCGAUCAGCUGCAAACUUCCCAAAUAGCUGCUCGACUCAAUGGCUACCUGGCCGGAGUGGGAAAACUGCAAGAUCUGGAAAAGGACGUUAAAGUGCUGGGAAUCCCCGAAAAGAUUGCCAGCUUUGUGAAGAUCCAGUACUUGGAUAAUGAGGGCGGAAGUCUCUAUUGUUAAAAUCCACAUUUGGUGUUCCAGCUACACAUUUCUCCCACCCUCAAUGUAAAAGACGCAACAGCUGAGGCUUUGGAGCCAUUAUCUUUCUUAUUAAGACUGCUAGGAUGGCCAAAGCUACAUGCUUUCAGAUGAAUAAAUUUGAAUGUUUGCUGUUUUGGUCAUUUUUCGCGUGUUUAUUCUGUUGAACAUUCAGUGUUAAUGUAAUUUUGUUAAUCAUUGACCAGACGUCCAUUUACAACAAAUAGGAAGAGGGAGAUUAAACAAAGAUUUUUAAUUA
Dendroctonus ponderosae (mountain pine beetle) is the source of this 1912-nucleotide messenger RNA. RefSeq names its product peptide methionine sulfoxide reductase (gene MsrA). The transcript is spliced from 6 exons. Gene Ontology annotation, molecular function: peptide-methionine (S)-S-oxide reductase activity. Bases 913 to 1635 code for a protein of 240 amino acids. Lineage: Eukaryota; Metazoa; Arthropoda; Insecta; Coleoptera; Curculionidae. The record is from RefSeq and is a predicted model, not a curated record.